Nanorana parkeri is the source of this 1229-nucleotide messenger RNA. It is a transcript of the gene RCN2, whose product is annotated as reticulocalbin 2. The record is from RefSeq and is a predicted model, not a curated record. NCBI's taxonomy places the organism in Eukaryota, Metazoa, Chordata, Amphibia, Anura, Dicroglossidae. Gene Ontology annotation, molecular function: calcium ion binding. Gene Ontology annotation, cellular component: endoplasmic reticulum. The transcript is spliced from 7 exons. Bases 1 to 960 code for a protein of 319 amino acids.
AUGAUGAACGCGUUGGCGGUAUUUAUAUCCGUGAGCUUGACUCUCGGCGCAUCACACCUGCAGAGCUCGCCCCGCCAUUCCAGCGACGAGCAUUACGUGGACGGGGAGCACAACGCCGACUACGACAAGAAGAUGUUCCUCGGAGGAGAGGAAGAAGCGGAAGAGUUUGCUGAGCUAAGCCCAGAAGAACAGCAGAAGAGGUUAAAAUCGAUCAUCAGGAGGAUAGAUACGGAUGCGGAUGGAUACCUUACUGAAGAUGAGCUCAGCUGGUGGAUCCAGAAGUCCUUCAAGCACUAUGUGUUAGAAGACACCAAGGAGCAGUUUGCGGAGGUGGACCAGAAUGGCGAUGGGAUCGUCACGUGGAGGGAGUACAACAUGCACAUGUAUGACCGAAUCAUAGACUACUCUGAAGAUACCGUUCUGGAAGAUGACGAGGAGGAGUCUUUCCGCCUGAUCCAUUUGAGGGACAAGAAGAGAUUUGAACGCGCAGACCGUGACAAUAUUCCUGGACUAAAUCUCAGAGAAUUUACAGACUUCGAGCAUCCUGAAGAAACUGAUUACAUGCUGGAGUUUGUUAUUGAAGGAGCAUUAGAAGAACAUGACAAAGAUGGGGAUGGAUUUGUUAGUCUAGAAGAAUACCUCGGUGAAUACUCUCAGGAUCCAGAUGCUACGGAAGACCCGCAGUGGGUCAUUGUGGAGAGAGACCGCUUUGACAAUGACUAUGACAAGGAUGGCGAUGGGAAACUCAACCCAAUAGAACUUCUGUCUUGGAUUGUUCCAAACAAUGUCGGGAUCUCACAGGAAGAGGCCAGUCAUCUGAUGGAAUCCAUUGACAAGGACGGAGACGGGAGACUGUCGGAAAUAGAAAUACUGCAGAAUCGGGACAUCUUUCUAACCAGCGAAGCCACAGAUUAUGGACGGCAGCUUCAGGACGAGCACUUCUACCACGACGAGCUCUGAACGGCCAAAUGUGGGCUAAAUAUUUUUCUAUUUAUAACGUGUCUUGGAUGACUAAAAGACUACUUUGUUUAACUUAGUUGGAAGCCAGAGAUUAGCCCGGUAUAGAAGAACCUCCAUUAGGUUUUAAUAAAAACUUAACUUUAUAGUUUUCUUUCCUUCUUGAAAGUCCCGGACCAAAUUUUAGAAGAGUAUAUUUUGUCUGUGGAGAUACAAAUGGCUCAUGUUACAAGGCGGUGUGUAACAGAUGGCCUCCAUCAUGCCUGUCCUCA